AUAAAACUUAAAGCCAGUUUCUAUUCAACAUAGUGAAAAGGUCACCUUGUCCAGCUGAGAAAAGAAGCAAAAUAGCAGCUUGUUGGUUUCUGUUAACAUCUUGGCUCGUGCCAGCCUCUUUUCCUUGAUGUUUGCACCAAUUUGGGCUAUCUAGCUAUAAAGAGAGACAUACUGUACUCAUGGUAGAUGACAAGGAAAAGAACAUGAAAUGUCUCACCUUCUUCUUGAUGCUUCCAGAGACAGUAAAAAAUAGGUCCAAGAAAAGCUCGAAGAAGACAAAUACCAGCAGCAGCAGCAGCGGCAGCAAGUUGCCCCCAGUUUGUUAUGAAAUAAUCACCUUGAAGACUAAAAAGAAGAAGAAGAUGGCUGCUGAUAUAUUCCCGCGUAAAAAACCAGCCAACUCCAGCAGCACCACUGUCCAGCAGUACCACCAGCAGAAUCUCAGUAACAACAACCUUAUUCCGGCCCCAAACUGGCAGGGUCUCUACCCCACCAUUCGAGAAAGAAAUGCAGUGAUGUUCAAUAAUGAUUUGAUGGCAGAUGUACAUUUUGUGGUUGGGCCACCAGGUGGGACUCAGCGGUUGCCAGGACACAAAUAUGUUUUAGCUGUUGGGAGCUCUGUGUUCCAUGCAAUGUUUUACGGAGAACUUGCUGAGGACAAAGAUGAAAUCCGUAUACCAGAUGUCGAACCUGCUGCUUUUCUCGCUAUGCUGAAAUAUAUCUAUUGUGAUGAAAUUGACUUGGCUGCUGACACAGUGCUGGCCACUCUUUAUGCUGCCAAAAAGUACAUCGUCCCUCACCUCGCCCGCGCCUGCGUUAAUUUCCUGGAGACCAGCCUGAGCGCCAAGAAUGCCUGUGUGCUUCUUUCCCAGAGCUGCCUGUUUGAGGAGCCAGACCUGACCCAGCGUUGCUGGGAGGUGAUCGAUGCCCAGGCUGAGUUAGCUCUCAAGUCUGAGGGAUUCUGCGAUAUCGACUUCCAGACUCUAGAAAGUAUCCUCCGCAGGGAAACUCUGAAUGCCAAAGAAAUUGUGGUUUUUGAGGCAGCUCUCAACUGGGCUGAAGUGGAAUGCCAGCGGCAGGAUCUAGCUUUGAGCAUUGAAAAUAAACGCAAGGUCCUCGGAAAGGCACUUUACUUGAUCCGCAUCCCCACGAUGGCCCUAGACGAUUUUGCAAACGGUGCUGCCCAGUCUGGAGUUUUAACUCUCAAUGAGACCAAUGACAUUUUCCUCUGGUACACUGCAGCCAAGAAACCCGAGUUGCAGUUUGUGAGUAAAGCCCGCAAAGGCCUCGUCCCCCAGCGCUGUCACCGCUUCCAGUCAUGUGCCUACCGGAGCAACCAGUGGCGCUACCGGGGCCGCUGUGACAGCAUCCAGUUUGCAGUUGAUAAGAGAGUGUUCAUCGCUGGCUUUGGGCUGUAUGGCUCCAGCUGUGGCUCUGCGGAGUACAGCGCCAAGAUUGAACUUAAGCGGCAGGGCGUUGUUCUAGGGCAGAACUUGAGCAAGUACUUCUCAGAUGGCUCCAGCAAUACCUUCCCCGUGUGGUUUGAGUACCCAGUGCAGAUUGAGCCAGACACCUUCUACACAGCCAGCGUGGUACUGGAUGGCAAUGAACUCAGCUACUUCGGACAGGAAGGCAUGACGGAAGUUCAGUGUGGCAAGGUGACUGUCCAGUUCCAGUGCUCCUCGGAUAGCACCAAUGGCACUGGGGUGCAGGGUGGGCAGAUCCCGGAACUCAUAUUCUAUGCUUGAAAACCCCUCCCGAAGCAGUGUGAGCUCUGAGGUGCACAUCUGGUUCCCACUCGCUUGAUGCUUAGCUCAUCUGCAGAUACGUGAUCAGCGCAGGUAAUUCGUAAUGAACGAAGCUAUAGGCAGUUUCUGAUUUCUUUCAGCCUUUUAAUUAUGUACAGGCAAAAAUGCAGCAUUCAGCUUUUAACUAUAUGCUUAAAAGAGCCAAGUUCUUAUUAAGGCUUUGUGGUUUUUAGAGUUGCGUCUAUACACCUGGGAAGAAUUUGUGCUCUUUUCCAACUGCGCCACUGACCUCCCAGUUUUGUCCCUUUUAAAAUUUUCAGGAUCACCCUGAAUUUCCUUUAGGGCUUUAUUUUGACAUAGAAAUAAAUACUCUAAAAUAAUGAUAAGAGUUAU
Molecule: messenger RNA, 2141 nt
Organism: Callorhinus ursinus (northern fur seal)
Lineage: Eukaryota; Metazoa; Chordata; Mammalia; Carnivora; Otariidae
Source: RefSeq, a predicted model, not a curated record